Messenger RNA from Panicum virgatum (switchgrass), 1517 nucleotides. RefSeq lists its product as uncharacterized. The record is from RefSeq and is a predicted model, not a curated record. The transcript has 2 exons. Bases 501 to 1280 code for a protein of 259 amino acids. NCBI's taxonomy places the organism in Eukaryota, Viridiplantae, Streptophyta, Magnoliopsida, Poales, Poaceae.
UACUAAAUGGAGUAUUUUAAUUUCUACUACUGCAGAUUACUGAUGAUCUCCUCUACUCACUUGCUCUAAUAUAAAAGCAAUUACGUACUGAUGACCUGGUAUGUAUUCGCCCGGCCGGCUUUCGUGCCGCUACUUUUAGCUGGUGAUUGAUCACUACUGCUGCUGCUGAAGAUUGUGGCCUCUGUGUAAGACGCCACUAGCUAUCUCCUCCGUAAUCCGGCUGUUGCUCCUCUAUAUAUAGCUGCGCCCGCACACAGACAGCUCGAUCCGGACGCCUCCCCACCCCCACCAAUCCGACGCGUCACGAGAUCAGCAGAGCCGAGCGUUCCGCUAGCUAGCUAGCUUGCUAGUACAUGCGUAUAGGCAGGCUCUAGCAAUUAAUCCAUCUGCUGAGGCGGCAGGGCGUAACCUCCUGAGAUCGAGCUGAGCUGAGCUUGCGCAGCAGCUGCUAGCGUCGUCCGCCCGUGCGUUGGUUCGUUGCAGGUCGUCCUCGAUCGGUCAUGGAGUGGAGGGACAGCUUCCUGGACCUGGCGCUCAUCCCGCUCAGCCUGCUGCUCCCCAUGGCGUACCACGUCUGGCUGUGGCGCGAGGUCCGCCUCCGCCCGCUCCGCACCGCCGCCGGCAUCAACGCCGCCGCGCGCCGCCUCUGGGCCGUCGGCAUGAUGAAGGACAACGCGAAGAACGCGGUGACGGUGGUGCAGUCGAUGCGGAACGUGAUCAUGGGGUCGACGCUGAUGGCGACGACGGCGAUCCUCUUCUGCACGGGCAUCGCGGCGGUGCUGAGCAGCACCUACACCGUGAAGAAGCCGCUGAGCGACACCGUCUUCGGGGCGCACGGCGAGUACAUGAUGGCGCUCAAGUACGUGGCGCUGCUGCUCGCCUUCCUCUUCGCCUUCCUCUGCCACACCCUCGCCAUCUGCUUCCUCAACCAGGCCAGCUUCCUCAUCAACACCUCCGACUGCCUCUUCUCGGCCGGCGGCGUCGCGGACCCGGAGCGCGGCGGCUCUGGCGGCGGCCUGCCGUCCGCCUGCAGGGACUACGUCGCCGAGGUCAUGGAGCGCGGCUUCACCCUCAACCUCGUCGGCAACCGCCUCUUCUACGCCGGGGUGCCGCUCCUCCUCUGGAUCUUCGGCCCGCUCCUCGCCUUCCUGUCGUCCGCGGUCAUGAUCCCCAUCCUCUACAACCUCGACAUCGUCGACCUCAAGGGCGCCCACAGCGGCUGCGUCAGCGCCAAGUCCGCCGAGGCCACCAAGGGAACCGAGUGCACGCACGCCAUCUGAAACCUGAUCCGCUGAUCGAGCAAAGCAAAAAACUCAUCGAAGCUGGGAAGAACCUGAACUUGUUCUGAACAAACCAUGUGAUGUUCUGUAGUAUCUUCGAUUCGUUUCAGUAUUCUGCUGCUGAUUGCACGACGGUGUGUGCGGGGCUUUCUUGUACCACAGGUCGCGAGCUUCAGCCAAUUGUCCAAAAAAGAAAGGAAGCCGAAAUCGCAAUAACAAAUUACUUUCUUUCUUGUA